Messenger RNA from Odocoileus virginianus texanus, 2934 nucleotides. It is a transcript of the gene NEFH, whose product is annotated as neurofilament heavy chain. Gene Ontology annotation, biological process: intermediate filament bundle assembly; axon development; nucleosome assembly. The record is from RefSeq and is a predicted model, not a curated record. Gene Ontology annotation, cellular component: neurofilament; nucleosome; axon. NCBI's taxonomy places the organism in Eukaryota, Metazoa, Chordata, Mammalia, Artiodactyla, Cervidae. Gene Ontology annotation, molecular function: structural constituent of chromatin; DNA binding; structural constituent of postsynaptic intermediate filament cytoskeleton.
AUGAGCUUCAGCGGCGCCGACGCGCUGCUGGGCGCCUUCGCGCCGCUUCAUGGAGGCGGCAGCUUGCACUACGCGCUGUCUCGCAAGGGCGGCGCGGGCGGAGCGCGCUCCGCAGCCGGCUCCUCCAGCGGAUUCCACUCAUGGGCGCGGACCUCCGUGAGCUCCGUGUCUGCCUCCCCGAGCCGCUUCCGAGGCGCCGGGACCGCCUCCAGCACCGACUCGCUAGACACCCUGAGCAACGGGCCGGAAGGCUGCAUGGUGGUGGCGCGCAGCGAGAAGGAGCAGCUGCAGGCGCUGAACGACCGCUUCGCGGGCUACAUCGACAAGGUGCGGCAGCUCGAGGCGCAUAACCGCAGCCUGGAGGGCGAGGCAGCGGCGCUGCGGCAGCAGCAGGCGGGCCGCGCCGCCAUGGGCGAGCUGUACGAGCGCGAGGUGCGCGAGAUGCGCGGUGCGGUGCUGCGCUUGGGCGCGGCGCGCGGCCAGCUGCGCCUGGAGCAGGAGCACCUGCUGGAGGACAUCGCGCACGUGCGCCAGCGCCUGGACGACGAGGCCCGGCAGCGCGAGGAGGCCGAGGCAGCGACGCGCGCACUGGCCCGCUUUGCGCAGGAGGCCGAGGCGGCGCGCGUCGAGCUGCAGAAGAAGGCGCAAGCCCUGCAGGAAGAGUGCGGCUACCUGCGGCGUCACCACCAGGAGGAGGUGGGCGAGCUGCUCGGCCAGAUCCAGAGCAGCAGCGCAGCGCAGACGCAGGCCGAGGCGCGCGACGCCCUCAAGUGCGACGUGACGUCGGCCCUGCGCGAGAUCCGCGCGCAGCUUGAAGGCCACACAGUGCAGAGCACGCUCCAGUCCGAGGAGUGGUUCCGAGUGAGGCUGGACCGACUGUCAGAGGCAGCCAAGAUGAACACAGACGCCAUGCGCUCAGCACAGGAGGAGAUAUCUGAGUACCGGCGCCAGCUUCAGGCCAGGACCACAGAGUUGGAGACGCUCAAAAGCACCAAGGACUCGCUGGAGAGGCAGCGCUCUGAGCUGGAGGACCGUCACCAGGCUGACAUCGCAUCCUACCAGGAGGCCAUCCAGCAGCUGGAUGCAGAACUCAGGAACACCAAGUGGGAGAUGGCAGCCCAGCUCCGAGAGUACCAGGACCUGCUCAAUGUCAAGAUGGCUCUGGAUAUUGAGAUCGCUGCUUACAGAAAACUCCUGGAGGGUGAGGAGUGUCGGAUUGGCUUUGGCCCAAGUCCUUUCCUCCUUCCAGAAGGACUCCCCAAGAUCCCCUCCGUGUCCACUCACAUCAAAGUCAAAAGUGAAGAGAAGAUCAAGAUGGUAGAAAAGUCAGAGAAGGAAACUGUGAUUGUGGAGGAACAGACAGAGGAGGUCCAAGUGACUGAAGAAGUGACUGAAGAAGAAGAGAAAGAAGCCAAAGAGGAGGAAGGAGAAGAAGCAGUAAAGUCUCCCCCAGCAGAAGAGGCCGCAUCCCCAGAGAAGGAGGAGGCCAAGUCCCCAGCUGAGGUGAAGUCCCCCGUGGAGGCCAAGUCCCCAGAGAAGGCCAAGUCCCCUGUGAAGGAAGAAGCCAAAUCCCCAGAGAAGGCCAAGUCCCCAGUGGAGGCCAAGUCCCCAGAGAAGGCCAAGUCCCCUGUGAAGGAGGAGGCCAAGUCCCCAGAGAAGGCCAAGUCUCCUAUGAAGGAGGAGGCCAAGGCUCCUGGGAAGGAGGUCCCAAAGAAGGAAGAGGCCAAGUCCCCUGUGAAAGAGGAAGAAAAACCCCAGGAGGUGAAAGCCAAAGAGCCCCCAAAGAAGGCAGAGGAAGAGAAAGCUCCAGCCACACCCAAAGCAGAGGAGAAGAAGGACAGCAAGAAAGAUGAGGUGCCCAUGAAGGAGGCUCCAAAGCCCGAGGAGAAGAAGGAGCCUGCUGUGGAAAAGCCCAAAGAACCCAAAGCUGAAGCCAAGAAGGAAGAGGCUGAAGAUAAGAAAAAAGCAACCACCCCAGAGAAGGAGGCUCCUGCCAAGGGGAAGGAAGAGGCUAAGCCUAAAGAGAAGACUGAGGUGGCCAAGAAGGAACCAGAUGAUGCCAAGGCCAAAGAACCCAGCAAAGCAGCAGAAAAGCCAAAGAAGGAAGAGACGCCGGCAGCACCGGAGAAAAAAGAUGCCAAGGAGGGGAAGGCCACAGAAGCCAAGAAGCCUGAGGAGAAACCCAAAACAGAGGCCCAAACCAAGGAACCCGGCAAGGAGACCUCCACACCCGGGAAAGCCAAGGCUGAGAAAUCCUCCAGCACAGACCAGAAAGACAGCAGACCUGCAGAGAAGGCUGCAGAAGAUAAGGCCACCAAGGGAGAGAAGUAAGGCAGGGAGAAGGGAUCGUUCAGAGCAGCCAAAGAAACUCAGGGGGGUCUGGGAGCUCAAGGGUCAGUAUCACAAAUUUUCACUUUUUUCUCUCUUUUCUUUAAGAAGAAACUCUGCUUAGACAACAGGCCCUCCUUCACCAAACAGGAAUUUCUAUUAGCAAUAUGUUAGCAAGAGAGGGUCCUCCCAACUCCCAGCCCCAUGGCCCAAACCCUCCCUAGGCGAUGGGCAAUUAUGUUAUGAUAGCUUAUGUAGCCGAAUGUGAUAUAUGCCGAAUGCCACACGUAAACACUUGACUAUACAGACUGCCCCCUCCUCUCCAAAUAAGUGCAUUUAUUUCCUGUAUGUGCAACUGACAGAUGACCGCAAUAAUGAAUGAGCAGUUAGAAACACAUUAUGCUUGAGAUGUCUUAACCUAUUCCUGAAUGCCUUCUAUUUUCCAAAGGGGUGGUCAAGUCCUUGCCUAAAAGCUCUCUGUUCCGGAAGAGCUGCAGCAGGUGGGGCUGGGCGCUGACCACUGUACCACGCCAGGGCGCACUUUUCCACUGGAGUCCACUUUCAAUUGCUUCUGUGCAAUAAAACCAAGUGCUUAUAAAAUAGAAA